GAGAAUCGUACAGGAACUGAUAAUUAUACACUUGGUACAUUUAGGGGAAAAUACUUCCCCUAAUCAAGUGAGAAAGAGUAUAAUCAGUGUCAUACAAUUUAUUAUAAUGCCCCCUGUAAACUUUACAUUUGUUUUUUGUGAAUAUUGUCAACUUGCAUUUUCAGUGCCCCUUUAAAAACGGUGACAUGCUUGGCUGAGAGGAGUGGAAGGGAGUCAUUUCAGCGCAAGGUACACUAGAAGGCAGGCUUCCACCGGACAGAUUUACAGCCCUGUUGUAUGUCUGCCCUUCAUUUAAUUUGCAGGACAGAAGAUCGUGUCCCUUGAAAUCCAACGCUGGUGCAUUCUCAGCUAAACAAUUCAUGAAUUCGCCCGCUCAAGGCAAGCUGCAUUGCCACCAACAAGGGAGAAGACUGCAGGGGAGAGAGCGGACGCUUUCAUCCCCCCCUGUACAUGGAAACUAGCCUGCCUGCAUCCCAGUACCAAUGACAGGACUCCCAGGUCCUGGCCCUUUCAUGCAGAUGAAGAGAGACAAAAGAACCUCUGUAUGGAUGACCCCACCUUGCUGCCCCUUGUGGAUGUGGAUAAGGGAUUCGCUAUCGCCCUCUUCCUGCUCCUCUGUGUGUUUCUUGCCAUGAUGAUCGUCCGCUGUGCGAGGCUCAUAAUGGACCCCUACAAGGACAUCCCCAAUUCCAUGUGGGAAGACCAAUAAGCAACACUGACUGCACAGACAGGAGACUUUUACUUGUGCUAAUUUGAAGCCUUCAAAAAAAAUGUCCACUUGUACUGGUUUAUGGUUAAUAAGAAAAUGCCCUUGGCAGGUCCAUACUGCCUUGGGCAGAGGAAAAGAUUUGAUCACAUAACAUAGAGCUUUAUCUUUUUUACAUUGACUUGGGUUAUUUUGGGUUAGAUAUCAGGAAAGAAUCAAUGUUGUAGAGCAGGAGCUGGAGAGUUUUCUGGGCAUUGUAGUUUUCUUUUCUAAUCCUUUCUUUACUUUACAUUUUUAGAAUUUACCAUGUCCUCAGUUUCCUAAGACCCAUGACCAAACAGAAAGAGCCAAGUUCUUCUUGUAACAAUGCUUAUAGCACUAGUGAGGCUCUUCAACAUCAUCAAACCAUCAUACAUGUAUACAGUACCAGCAAGUUUCACAGCACUUUGCAAUAAUUUUAGGGGGUUGAUUAAGAAACAAAGUUUACAGAAUGAGACUAGAGGGAUUAAAGAGUUUACAAUACAAAAGGUAAUUUCUGAUGAUUCCAUAUGGUAUGCUGACUUCUGAUAACCCAGGGUGCAUCAAACCAUGGCUCUUUAGGGGUGUUUGAAGGUUAGGAGGAAAGAGUCAUGAGCCAAAGGGAGUUGGAAAUAGUCAAAAGAUGGUAUUGGAAUCCAAACGACAUCUUAGAGAUGUGAUGCAGAGUGAGCAAAGGGGACCUAAGACUGAGCCUUGAAGAUGUAAGGUUCUAGUUAGAUAGGAACCAGGAAGUUGGAACACUGAGAGAAGUUUGCCUCUUCAGUAGGAAGGGGAUACCCCCAACGCCCAUUUGGGGCCCUGGACUUUCUGUUGCAGUACUGGCUGAGAAGCUACUAACUUCGCGGUUUAAGAUUACCAAAAUGUGAAGUACAGGCAAGGAUGAGACAAAACAUGGUUAAUUCAGGCUAAGGUUAAAGAAGGCAGCGAGUAUCGUAGUCAGGGAAACAGGCAGAAGUCAAAUAAAAAAACACACAAAAACAAGGGUCUGAGCAGGAGCUGAGACAACCAGAAGCCAGCUUGAGCAAAGAGGGAAUGAGAGCAGGCGGCAACCAAGGUAGGGGAGCGGGCUGGACCAGCAGUGCGCCUUACAGAGGAACACCAACAAUGAGCAAGGGGGAGGUGGGACUGGAAAAAGCAAUGUCAAAGGCAAUGGCACAUGGGACAAUUCUUAAUAUUAUUGUACAGCGCUGCGGAAUAUGUUGGCGCUUUAUAAAUAAAUGUUAAUGUAAUGUAAUGUAAUAUUGCCCAGGUGUUUUACAGCUCUACGGGCAGCUGCAACACAUAUUGUCCCCCCACUCACUUGAGCUGCAAUUGCCUGAAAGCAUGGUGCUACCUUCUUGCCAGGCAGUUCUCACUGAGAAACACAGAUGACUGCAUUUUUAAAAGGCAAAGGCUUAAAAUUCACCCACUGUUGCCAUUUAUAUGAAUGGGAUGCUUAAUGCCAAGCAUUUUGGCUCCUUGUCCACAAGUCUACAACAAGCCUGGUCAAUGAACUUUUUGGCAUUGUGCUGUGUGCCACCGCCCUAAAGGAAAAUGGUGAGUAAUGGUGUCAAUGGAUGCAGAGAAAUCAUUGGUUAUUGUGAGGGUACUUUCAUACAAAGUGCAUGGAUAGAGGAGCCCUGCUGGAGAGACAAGACAAGAGAGUCAGUCAGCUGAUUGACAGUAACAAAACUGUACCAGACAUAGACAUAU
Messenger RNA from Xenopus tropicalis (tropical clawed frog), 2437 nucleotides. It is a transcript of the gene ctxnd1, whose product is annotated as cortexin domain containing 1. Lineage: Eukaryota; Metazoa; Chordata; Amphibia; Anura; Pipidae. The coding region runs from base 545 to 709 and encodes 54 amino acids. The record is from RefSeq and is a predicted model, not a curated record. Gene Ontology annotation, cellular component: membrane. The transcript has 2 exons.